Molecule: messenger RNA, 915 nt
Organism: Caenorhabditis bovis
Lineage: Eukaryota; Metazoa; Nematoda; Chromadorea; Rhabditida; Rhabditidae
Source: the annotation of a GenBank genome assembly
AUGGAGCCUUUCGAUAUCGUUAAAUCGCCAAAUAAUACAGUUACCUACGCCGAAAGUCACGUUAUUGCGAAUUCAAUUUCUGAGAAAGUUCGAAUAUUUUGCUUGAUAACAACAGCAGAAAAAUACAAUUUCGAGCGGGCGCGUGCAGUAAAAUUUACUUGGGCUAAACGAUGUACCAAAUAUGCGUUCGUUUCUGGAAAAUAUGACUCCCUCCUUCCAACUAUUCCGGUAAAAGUCUCGGACGAUUAUAAUAGAUUGGGUGAAAAGUCGCGAAUUGCAUUGGAAUAUAUUUACAAAAAAUAUGGAAACAAUUUCGAUUGGUUUCUCAAAGCUGAUGACGACACGUUUGUAAUUUUGGAGAAUUUGAGGCUUCUCUUACUAUCCCAUUCUCCUGAAGAGCCAAUAUCAUUUGGAUGCAAGUUUUUCCCGCCUAAUGGAACAUUAUACCAUAGCGGUGGUGCUGGCUACGUGCUAAGUCGAGCAGCUCUCAAAAAACUUGUCAAAGAAGGGUUUGAGGAACAGGAAUCAAAUUGCACCAGAAGCACCUACUUGCCGGAAGACAUGAUGAUUGGAAUAUGCUUGAAUGAGGUUAAUGUGGCCGCUGUCGAUUCGCGAGAUUCGCUGGGAAAACAUCGAUUCCUACCAAUUUCGCCGAUUUACCAUUUUACCAGAACGCUACCGGAAUGGUUGACAUCCUAUUCGGUUUAUAAAAUUGAUAAAGGGAUCGAAACCUGUUCGGAUUAUGCCGUCGCGUUUCACUACGUCAAACCCAUUGAGAUGUACUUGUACGAUUACUGGCUUUACCAUCUUCGCCCAUUUGGAAUCGAGCGGCAUCUCAUUGGAAACUCUUCAAAUAUUAUCGAGCUCUCCAAAAGCCUCUCAUAUUCUCAAAGAGGACCGGAAGACAAAAAUUAA